CCUGCGCCGCGCUUGCGCCCCCGGGGCGAUGCUGGGAUAGCGAUGGAGACGCCCGGCCCUUCGGCCCGGGCUCUGUUGGUGCCCGCGGCGUCCGGACCCCGGAGGAAGCGCGCGGCCGGGGAGGCCGGGGCUGCGACGAGCAAGCAGCGGGUCCUGGACGAGGAGGAGUACAUCGAGGGCCUCCAGACGGUCAUCCAGAGAGACUUCUUUCCCGACGUGGAGAAGCUGCAGGCACAGAAGGAAUACCUGGAGGCAGAGGAGAGCGGAGACCUGGAGCGGAUGCGGCGGAUAGCCAUCAAGUGUGGCUCCGCCCUGGGCAAGACGGCCCGCGAGCCCCCGCCGCCCUAUGUGACUCCAGCCACGUUUGAGACCCCUGAGGUGCACUCGGGCACCGGAGGGGUGGGCAGCAAGGGCCGGGGCCUGGAGGACGGCGACGGAGAGGUUGCAGAGGAGGAGGAGAAGCAGCCCCUGCCCAGCCUGGACGUCUUCCUGAGCCGGUACACGAGCGAGGACAACGCCUCCUUCCAGGAGAUCAUGGAGGUGGCCAAAGAGAAGAGCCGGGUGCGCCACGCGUGGCUCUACCAGGCCGAGGAGGAGUUUGAGAAGAGGCAGAAGGAUAACCUCGCGCUCCCGUCGGCAGAGCACCAAGCCAUCGAGAGCGGCCAGGCCGGCGUGGAGACCUGGACGUACAAAGCCAAGAACUCCCUCAUGUACUACCCAGAGGGCGUCCCCGACGAAGAGCAGCUGUUCAAGAAGCCGCGGCAGGUGGUGCACAAGAACACCCGCUUCCUCAGGGACCCCUUCAGCCAGGCGCUCAGCCGGUCCCAGCUGCAGCAGGCCGCCGCCCUCAACGCCCAGCACAAGCAGGGCAAGGUGGGCCCGGACGGCAAGGAGCUCAUCCCCCAGGAGUCCCCCCGCGUGGGCGGGUUUGGAUUCAUCGCCACCCCCUCUCCUGCCCCUGGGGUGAACGAGUCCCCUCUGAUGACGUGGGGGGAGGUCGAGAACACGCCCUUGAGAGUGGAAGGAUCUGACACGCCCUACGUGGACAGGACUCCGGGACCAGCCUUCAAGAUCCUGGAGCCGGGCCGCAGGGAGCGGCUGGGGCUGAAGAUGGCCAACGAGGCUGCCGCCAAGAACCGGGCCAAGAAGCAGGAGGCCCUGCGGAGGGUGACGGAGAACCUGGCCAGCCUCACCCCCAAAGGCCUGAGCCCAGCCCUGUCCCCAGCCCUGCAGCGCCUCGUGAGCAGGACCGCCAGCAAGUACACAGACCGGGCCCUGCGGGCCAGCUACACACCGUCUCCGGCACGCUCCACCCACCUCAAGACCCCAGCCGGUGGGCCCCAGACCCCGACGAGCACGCCGGCCCCGGGCUCGGCCACACGCACCCCCCUCAGCCAGGACCCCGCCUGCAUCACAGACAACUUGCUACAGCUCCCUGCCCGGCGCAAAGCCUCCGACUUCUUCUAGGGCUAGGCCUGGGCUGGGCCCGCCGCAGCCUCUUGGAGCCCGCAGGGCGGCUCCCGCCCAGCAGAGGACUCGGGGGUUCAGGGAACCCGGGCCCAGGCCCAAAGCAGCAAGCAUCCCAGGAGCCACAGAAGACAGGUGCCAGGCUGGUGCAGGACUCACCCGCGGCCUUGGGGUGCGUCCUAGGGCCUUGUCGACACUCUUUUUUUAUUGAACCCCCGCCUGUUCUCAUUUAACCUUCAUUAAAGAGCACCUCCAGCCUAGCGGGGCUGCCUCUC
Hippopotamus amphibius kiboko is the source of this 1742-nucleotide messenger RNA. RefSeq names its product ess-2 splicing factor homolog (gene ESS2). Gene Ontology annotation, cellular component: catalytic step 2 spliceosome. Bases 43 to 1467 code for a protein of 474 amino acids. The record is from RefSeq and is a predicted model, not a curated record. The transcript has 10 exons. Lineage: Eukaryota; Metazoa; Chordata; Mammalia; Artiodactyla; Hippopotamidae.